This is a messenger RNA of Spodoptera littoralis (African cotton leafworm), 2685 nucleotides long. Lineage: Eukaryota; Metazoa; Arthropoda; Insecta; Lepidoptera; Noctuidae. The record is from the annotation of a GenBank genome assembly.
AUGGAAGGCGGAGGUUCUACGGGGACCUCAGAGGUCUACCAGUAUGUUGGACCUUUCAGACUGGAGAAGACCUUGGGAAAGGGACAGACAGGUCUGGUGAAGUUGGGUGUGCACUGCGUCACCGGCAAGAAGGUAGCCAUCAAAAUCAUCAACCGGGAGAAACUUAGCGAAUCUGUACUGAUGAAGGUGGAACGAGAAAUAGCCAUUAUGAAAUUGAUAGAGCACCCCCACGUGUUAGGACUGUCCGAUGUUUACGAGAAUAAGAAAUAUUUAUAUUUAGUAUUAGAACAUGUCAGUGGUGGUGAACUAUUCGACUAUUUAGUCAAGAAAGGCCGGCUGACUCCCAAAGAAGCGCGCCGGUUUUUUAGACAAAUCAUAUCCGCACUGGACUUCUGUCAUAGUCAUUCUAUAUGCCAUCGCGAUCUGAAACCUGAAAAUUUACUAUUGGACGAGCGGAAUAAUAUAAAAAUAGCUGAUUUCGGGAUGGCAUCACUGCAGCCGGCUGGUUCGUUGCUGGAGACAUCUUGCGGCAGUCCUCAUUACGCCUGCCCUGAAGUUAUUAGAGGGGAAAAGUAUGACGGUCGACGGGCGGAUGUUUGGUCGUGUGGGGUAAUAUUAUACGCACUGCUGGUCGGAGCGUUACCCUUUGACGAUGAUAAUUUACGUCAAUUACUGGAAAAGGUAAAACGUGGAGUGUUUCAUGUCCCCCACUUCGUGCCGCCCGACUGCCAACAGUUGCUGCGAGGGAUGAUCGAAGUUAACCCCGAGAAACGAAUGACGUUAGCAGAAAUAACGCGGCACCCGUGGGUGACGGCGGGCGGCCGCGGCGAGCUGGAGCAGGAGCUGCCUAUGAUGGAAGUAGUCCAGACCAGGGUGCUACCUUCCGCGGAGGCCAUAGACCCUGACGUACUCCAGGCUAUCUGCAGUCUCGGCUGCUUCAAGCAGAGGGAGAAACUUAUUCAGGAGCUGUUAAGUCCACACCACAACACAGAGAAAGUGAUAUACUUCCUACUACUGGAGCGCAAGAGGCGGCGGCCGGCGCGGGACGACGAGCCGCGGCCCGCCGCGCCCGCGCUACCGCCCGACCCGCCCAGGAAAAGACUCGAUACUUGCCGGGUAAAUGGGCAAUCAGCACACUUCGGUCAGAUUAGCGAAGGUUCUCCAAUAACGCCUAGAAGAUCACAAUAUAGGUUUGGUCGCAGUAGGUCUGCCUCGGGCCGGAGGGGGGAGGGACGCAGUUCACCGCAGUUGCCUGCCAGUCCGCCUACCGGUCACACGCCGCACCGAGUGUCAUCGCUGGGCGGUACACCUGCAACUCCUGGAUCACCAUUGGCUUCCCCUUCAAUUCGAGAGCAUCAUCACCAACGAGCGAAUUCGACUGGACCUACUAUUAGUCUAAAUAUAAGUGGUGAGCCGGGCGAGGCGGUGAUUAUAAUAAACGAGUCACCAGUAAUGGGCUCGUCCGUCGCGGUCCGGCCGCACAGUCCCUCGCAGACACAUAGAGUGCGAGAAAGAUCAUCUCUGCCGGGUCCCCCAAGCACUACACAAUCGCCGGCGCAACCCUCUCUCUUCCCCAACUUAGGUACUAUUACAAGUGUCCCCCCGGGCGGCAGCUCGGCGGUGUGCGGCGUGGGGGCGUGCGGGGGCGCGGGCGCGGCCGCCGCCCCCUGGCGGGUGCGACUCGCUACCAUCAAGAACUCCUUCCUCGGCUCGCCGCGCUUCCAUCGGAGGAAAAUGCAGACGUCCUCAGAAGAGGUGCAUUUAACUCCUGAAUCGUCACCGGAACUGACGAAGCGGUCAUGGUUCGGGUCCCUGCUGUUGUCAGCUGACAAAGAAGAAACCUUCACAGCGUUAGUGAAGGGCAAGCCUCUAGCUACUGUCAAAGCAGAUUUAAUACAUGCGUUUUUAAGUAUAGCAGAAUUAUCGCAUAGCGUGCUAAGUCCGAUGUCGUUUCGGGUGGAGUACAAAAGAGGAUCCAACGCGCCCGCCAUGUUUCAGAGACAUGUCCGGUUUCAGGUUGACAUUUCUACAAUAACGAAGGCGCCCGGAGAGAAUGGCAAGGAGUAUUUGUACGCAAUCACGUUUACGUUAUUAUCAGGCAACAUCCGGCGCUUCCGACGAGUGUGCGAGGUGGUGCAGGCGGCCGUGUGUCGCGCGCCCGGCGCCGGCCGCGCCGCCGCACUGCACCCGCCCUCGCCGCGCGCCCAGCGGAGGAACAUACACCCACACGCGGCAGGUGAGAUCCCGGACAGUCCGGAGACGCCCCACCAACAGUCCGACCACGACAGUGACUCCUCAGUGUUUGAUACAGUCAAGAGUCCCACCAGUCAUACAUCUAUAGACCAACUCGAUCAGAACGGCACCCAUCCGCUGGGAUCGAGUUCGUCUGUCACAAGCGGGUCCAGCGGAUACAAACAGGGAGGGCGAGGGCGCCGCGGACAGGACCCAGCCUCCGCCUCCCUCGACCACGAGAUUAUGAGCUGCGGCCGAGACCUGCCAGGCACCCAUACAAAACGUUCCUCCUCCGAAUGUCGGGAGGCGACAUCGUCCCCACGACGCGGCCUCGACUCCAGAGAGAACUCCAUCAAGGAUGAGUUGCGACGCAACAAUUCUUUGCGCGACAAUCGUCGCGACUUGUUGCAACGCGACAGGGAUGUCGCACCGCCUACUACAUCGAUUGCGUGA